AUACGCGCAGACUCCCAUGUCAAAACAAAGAACGGCAGGAUAAAGCUCCACUACUGGUAUUUAAAUUAACUAACCUUCUCAUUUUCCUCUCGAUGUCUAGCAGAGCAUGCAGUGUUGUUAGGUCGACGGCUGUCUCACUGUCCUGUACGGAUACCUUAUGUUCACUAUAAGGAACGGAACGGAGCGGAAAUGGAACCGAUAAGAGGUACCAAGGAUGACACGUCGUUGUCGGCUGAGGAAAAGGGGCAGAGCGGCGAGGUUCUAUCCGCGGCCGUGCGAGCGAAGAUCGAACGUAACCGGCAGAGGGCGCUGAUGCUCCGGCAGGCCCGGCUCGCCAGCAGACCGUCUGCUCCCCAAGGUGGCACAUGUGCCAAAGUUUCCAAAGUGAUUGACUCUGGGGGAGGCUUCUUCAUUGAGGAAGAAGAGGAGGAGGAGCAGAGAGUGACGAAGGUGGUUCACCAGCCAGGACCGGUGAUUGAACCAGACUACCUGGUGUGUGAAGACUGCGAUAAGCCAUUUAUGGACUCCUACCUCAGCAACAGCUUUGACCUGCAUGUCUGUGACAAAUGCAGGGACAACGAGAUCAAACACAAACUGAUCUCACGGACGGAGGCCAAGCAGACAUAUCUACUGAAGGACUGUGACCUGGACCUGAGGGAGCCCCCGCUGAAGUUUGUGCUGAAGAAGAAUCCCCACAACCCACAUUGGGGCGACAUGAAACUCUACCUGAAGCUGCAGGUGGUGAAACGCUCUCUGGAGGUGUGGGGCAGCGAGGAGGCACUAGAGGAGGCCCGAGAGGCCAGGGAGGAGAACCGGGAGAUGCAGAAGCAGAGACGCUUCAACAAAAAGGUCAAAGAGCUCCGCCGGGCCGUGAGGAGCAGCAUGUGGAAGAAGGACACGAGCGUCCACCAGCACGAGUACGGGCCGGAGGAGGUGCUGGACGAAGAGGAGGACACCUACAAGAAGGUGUGUCUCACCUGCGGCCACCAGCUCACCUACGAGAAGAUGUGAGCAGCACCUGACUGUCUGGAGACGGCAGGGUGGUGCUUUCUGAGGACCUCAGGACAGGCGUCAGUCCCGGGACCAAAGGAUGAGGUCUUCUGGCUCCUGUCUCUGCUUUAGAAGCACAGGCUGACAACCUGCUAUUUCAGGCAGUAUCUGCUACGUGGAUUUAAGGAAGACGGGUGGAUCAGCCAGUAACGUGAUAACUGGCCAUAACGUAAUAACUUUCUAAUGCAAUAAUGGUAGCUAAAACAUUGUUGGCUGCUACAACAGACAAUAAUGUAAUAACUUUACAACUUAUUAUAAAUUACGCGCAAAAUGUUACGUUUUUGAUUCGGAGAUUGUAUUAUUGGUAAGUUGUCACAAGGUUGACUUUACGUUAAGAAUGAUAAAAUAUUAGCUUUUGCAGUUACUGCACUAUUGGCCACUUAACGUGAACAGAAGUAGACGUAUAGUGUUAUGAACUCAUGACAUACCUGUGUUGUACAUACGCUAUAUUUGGAUUGUUAUUUUGUAUUAAAAGGUAAGUUCCAGGCUUGGACAGUGUAGUGAGCUCUUUGUAACAUUCUUAAUGGGUCAUAACCCUUAAAUUAAAUGUGACAUAGAAAACAAAUACUGUAAGCAGAUCUAGUAGAAAUAAUUAUAAUGUAUCUGAAUAAAAAGACUAUUUUUGUAAUGCAAAUAAAAUUUCUAUAUAAACCA
Brienomyrus brachyistius is the source of this 1704-nucleotide messenger RNA. It is a transcript of the gene xpa, whose product is annotated as xeroderma pigmentosum, complementation group A. Bases 190 to 1011 code for a protein of 273 amino acids. Gene Ontology annotation, cellular component: nucleotide-excision repair factor 1 complex. Gene Ontology annotation, biological process: base-excision repair; UV-damage excision repair; nucleotide-excision repair involved in interstrand cross-link repair. NCBI's taxonomy places the organism in Eukaryota, Metazoa, Chordata, Actinopteri, Osteoglossiformes, Mormyridae. The transcript has 7 exons. The record is from RefSeq and is a predicted model, not a curated record. Gene Ontology annotation, molecular function: damaged DNA binding.